This is a messenger RNA of Biomphalaria glabrata, 989 nucleotides long. RefSeq lists its product as uncharacterized. The transcript has 5 exons. The record is from RefSeq and is a predicted model, not a curated record. The coding region runs from base 78 to 722 and encodes 214 amino acids. Gene Ontology annotation, molecular function: oxygen binding; heme binding. NCBI's taxonomy places the organism in Eukaryota, Metazoa, Mollusca, Gastropoda, Planorbidae.
CGAGCCAUUUCAAUUCUGUUGUUAGAAUUUCAGUGUAAAACCAUCUUUACUAUUUUAUUUAUCUUUUUUUUACUUUUAUGUUUUCGACAACCCUAUUAACAAACAGCAUGUCGACAGUGGCCAGACCUAGUCUGACUCGACUGGACAAAAUCAGAUCUAACCGAAAGAAAUCUGUGACCUAUGCCAAUCCGCCGGUGGUAUUGGUGGCCCAUGAGGACAUCGAUCCUUUGAUGCGCGCGUGGAAAUCCUUCUGCGAGAGCGCAGGCCCAGAAGGCAUCAACAACUCUUUCUCCUACUUACUAGUUCAGCACCCGGAGGUCUACUGGGAGUACUUUAGGAACGCCCCAUCGAUGCCUAUGAUUGACGACUCCUCGAGCGUUGCUGUAAAGCCUUCAUUUCAGAACGGAAAGCUGAAUCGCCACAAUGAAUGCAUUCACAGGGUUCUGGACAGCUGCAUUAAAUUUGCCCUGACCAAUGAUCUGCCUACAAUAGAGAGCACACUCAAGCGACUUGGUGCUUAUCACGCAGAGUUUCACGUGACUGGAUUGCUUGUAUCGAACUUUGAGCAAUGCUUGACAUGGUCUAUGGACAUGGUCGAACCAUCGAUGAGUCCACAUAUACGACAGAUUUGGUGGCGGAUAUUUGAAUACAUCAUUCGUAACAUGGUUCUUGGCAUCAACAACUAUAAUGAUAAGGUAUUGAUGACUGAUCAAAAACUAUAAUGAUAAGGUCAUCAUGGCGUUGACCCACAAGAAAAUUACUUUACACACUAAUAAAUGGUGCGGCGAUUGUCGCCUCUGCGGCGGUCAGGCCCAUAACGAACUAGAGAUGAAGAGAUCAUACAGCACUGGCUCUAUCUCAGACCACAAGUGAUACACUCAAUCAAACAAACGUUUCUCUCAGGUUCAGUUUGCAAUAGCAUUGAAAGGGAACUAAUCGCUUUAAUUUUUUAUUUUUUUUAACAUUAACAAGCACUUAAGGAGAAAUGG